Acomys russatus (golden spiny mouse) is the source of this 1625-nucleotide messenger RNA. RefSeq names its product sosondowah ankyrin repeat domain family member D (gene Sowahd). The transcript has a single exon. Lineage: Eukaryota; Metazoa; Chordata; Mammalia; Rodentia; Muridae. The coding region runs from base 99 to 1121 and encodes 340 amino acids. Gene Ontology annotation, molecular function: protein binding. The record is from RefSeq and is a predicted model, not a curated record.
CUUCCCCACCACUAGCGCCAGUUCCUCUCCUUGUGGGGCCCUUGGAAGGCCAACGAACGCUAAGACAUCGAAGCCACCCGGGCGGCAGCUGGAAGAUCAUGGCCGAGUCCCAAGGAGACGCGAACCCGCUGCCCAAGGCCUGGGACGGGCCAGCCAAGUUGAAUGAGGCCAGCGCCCCUCAGAUCGAGCCCAGCGUCCAGCAGCGCCGCUCCUACAGAACUGACUUCUGUAGCCUUGGCAGGUACACGGGCAAAGCCGUCGCGGACAGUGCCAUCCUGUCCCGGGAGCCUAUGUUCCACAGCUCCCAGACGGUAACCAGGGCGAGCGGUACACGCCGGCGGGGGGCGCUGCGGGAACUGCUGGGGCUGCAGGGGGCGGCUCCCGCUGGGUGGCUGUCGGAGGAGCGCUCGGAGCCCGCCACUACUGGGUCCCGCCGCUCAAGCGGGCAAGGCAGCAGCCGAGUGUGCCUUGAGCCGCGGGAGCACGCGUGGAUUCUGGCGGCCGCCGAGGGGCGUUAUGAAGUGCUGCUGGACCUGCUGGAGGCUGAGCCCAGCUUGCUGAUGCGGAACGACCCAAUCACGGGCUACAAUGUGCUGCACUGGCUGGCAAAGCACGGGCGCCACGAGGAGCUCAUUCUGUUGCAUGAUUUUGCCAUGCACAGGGGACUGCCAUUUGAUGUGAGUGCCCCAGGUAGCGGUGGCCUCACGCCGCUCCACCUGGCGGCUCUGCAGGGCCAUGAUAUGGUCAUCAAGGUGCUGGUGGGGGCCCUGGGGGCGGACCCCACGCGUCGCGAUUACAGUGGCCACCGGCCUUGUCACUAUCUGCGUCCCAAUGCUUCUCAGAGCCUGCGGGAGCUGUCUGGUGCAGAAGACUGGGAGCUGGCACGCGACAAAGAGCGCGACAAGGCCAACAGCAGCAGCAGCAGCACUACGACCUCCACCACCACCACUACCGGGUGGUCGCUGAGACGCGCCCCAAGCUCAUCCCGCCUCAAGUCCAUGGGAACACACAGCAAAGGGGCGGCGGCUCAGCCAGCCAAGGAGAAGAAGGCAGGGGGCAAUCAGGGAGGACAAGGCACUGGCCUUCUGCGCCACCUGUUCCCCUUCAUCCAGAACCGUUGAAGGUGACAUGGACUGGAGAGCUCAAUCUUAGGUUGUUCCUGACCCCACCCAAAUAUAGAUGCUCCUCCCCAUGCAGUUUGGGCCUGCAAUGGUCAGAUGACAGCUGGGCCCCUAGUCCAGUCCCAGGUCUCCUGCAGCCAGCUAACUGUCAGAAGAAUCAAUACAGGAGAGUGAAGAACCAGGUUGGCCCUGGUACCCAGCCUCAAUACCACGGGACUUAGAUGUUGGGAGCAAGGAUUGUGAUCUUCCUUGGAAGAGAGAGGGAAAAUUAAGCUUCUAGUGGCCGUUUCAGACUGACAUGCUAAGUUUAUUAGGAAACCUUAGAAACAUAAUUUAAGACUGAUGCAGAGCGAAUGCCUAGUGUCUGCCUGCCUGGGUGUGCUGCUAAUAAAUCUCCAUGUGCUGGUAGAGGUGGACUCCGUCAGGUAACCUGCUCCCGAGAUUGGCCAGGCCUGACCAGUGCCUGGCCUGAUGUAGCGCAGAAGAGUUCUUAAGUACAUUAAA